AUGGAGCAACUUGGUAAUAUAACCUUUUGGGAUGUUAAAGAUGCCUUUAAUAAAGUUAAAAAUGUAGUAAUGAAUUAUACAGAAAUGGAAGCUAAAGUACACGAAGCAACUAACAAUGAACCUUGGGGUGCCAGCACUACUUCAAUGUCUGAUAUUGCACAAGCAACUUAUAACUAUCAACAUUUCAAUGAAGUAAUGACAACAAUUUACAAAAGAUUUACCGAAAAAGAAGCAAGGUAUUGGAGACAAAUUUAUAAAGCACUUCAAUUAUUAGAAUAUUUGGUGAAGCAUGGUUCAGAUAGAGUUGUAGAUGAUGCAAGAGCACAUAUGGCCCUUCUCAAGAUUAUGAAAAAUUUUUCGUAUAUUGACGAAAAAGGAAAAGAUCAAGGAAUUAAUGUUCGUAACCGAGCAAAAGAACUUACCGAGUUGUUAAGUGAUACCGAUAGAAUUAAAAUGGAAAGGAAAAAGGCUAGAGCCAAUAGAACGAAAUAUACAGGUGUUAGUUCCGAAUCACUUAGUUUUGGUAGCGCAAGUCAAUAUCGAGGAUUUGGUAGUGAUUCAUCUGGUGGAUCUCGCGGAUUUAGAGAUCAAGACGAUGAUCAAUCAUAUUCUAGAUAUAAUGAUUCAAGCUCACAAGCGUUCAGUGAAAGAUCGGAAAGAAAUUCUUCAUCAAUUCAUGAUAGGAGAUCUAGCGCUGGGACUAGGAAUGAUUUUGUUAACGAAACAAAUUUGGUUGAUUUAGAUGAUAUUUUAUCCACCAAUUCUAAUAAUACUAAUAGUGCAAAUAAUAAUGCAAAUGACUUUGGUAAAUUGCAAUCUACUACAUUUGCAACAACAUUACAAAAUCAACAACAAACAUCAAUUGAUUCCAAAAAAAAUGACAACGAUGAUAUAUGGGCAAUAGCAUCAAAUCUUGUUAGUUUGGAUUCUUUAGGCAAAGAGAAAAACAAUAAACCAAUCGAAAAGCCAUCGAUGAAUUCUCUCACCCAAUCUGAUUGGUCAGUCAAAGAUCCAUUUGAUUUUUUAUUAUAA
Entrophospora sp. SA101 is the source of this 1032-nucleotide messenger RNA. The record is from the annotation of a GenBank genome assembly. NCBI's taxonomy places the organism in Eukaryota, Fungi, Glomeromycota, Glomeromycetes, Entrophosporales, Entrophosporaceae.